UCAGGGUUGAUUUUUUUAAGGAUUGACUGGUUUGAUCUCCUUGCUGUCCAAGGGACUCUUCAAGCGUCUGUUCCAGCACCACAGUUUGAAAGCAUCAGUUCAAUUUUUACCAUCUAGAUGGCACAAAAACAUUUAUAUUUACAUUGUUGUGUGUGUGUGUGAAUCGUCCAGUGAAGUUAAUGGGGUUUACUCUGUCCAGGUGCUGUCCUCUGCAAGGAGCAGAUACAGUGGUCAGAACAGAUUUAACAUCAGCCUCUGGCAAGGUCACUGUCCUUUGGGCCACAGAGCAGUAAAUACUUGUUGGAUGGAUGAAGUGUGCGUGUGCAGGGAGUAGGGAAAGGAAGACUAAAAUACGAACCAGCUGAGGCUUUUCAGGACUCUCAAAACCGCAGUCCCAGCUAACAUUUUCUGGGCAGUUAUACUCUGGGGAAUCCUGCAAAUUAGAAGAGGUGACAAGGAAACUCAAGGGACCAAUGGCCUGUUUUUAUUAAAGGAAAGAAAAGUAGAUUCAGGCCAGCUCUAAACUGAUGACUCAUGACAAUCCCAGGCAAAUUCUAGAAUUAAAAAUCAUUUUUCAGUGGAUAGAGAAGAAAGCCGUGGACAGUGGGAGACACUGCAGGUAUACAGGUUCAACGUCUCAUUGUGCAUUUUGAUGAGUUUUGUAGACAAGUGGUCAGUAUACAAUCUCGUUAUUUUUCCUGACUCCACCAAAGGUUUAAUGCCAUCUCUGAGAAUCACCCUGUGUCUCAGAUGGCAAAGCAUCACUCCUGUGAUAGAGUGUGGGUCACAACUGGCGACUGCACUGCGUUCGUUUGCACAUUACCGAUUUCAUGGGUCGAUGUCAAUUUCAAGAGCACAGAGGUGAGGGCAGUUAGUCCUGGAAGGGAAAGGGACAUCAUAGGGACAGCCUGGCUUGGAGAGUGGACAGAGUUGCACACUUCUGCAGAGUUGGCUCAUUGUUGAGGAUUAGCUGGGACAGGCUUGAAGCAGUAGGUGUAUUUUCAAGAAGGCCUAAUGUUUUGUUUUGCUUGGGUUGGGUUUUUUUAAUUGCUUGUGGUCUCAGAGGGUGCUGCCUGCUUGAUGGGUCUGAUUAAGAAUCCCCUUGUGUGUUAGUGUAAUUGGGGACCAGAGUGAGGGAGGGGACCGUCCCACUGCAUAGGUUGGGUUGCAUCCAGAAUUUGGGGGAGUGCCUAUUCAGUGGGGGAGUGGUGGAGAUGACUGGUGGGAGGAAGUGCCUUUCGGGUGAGAUCUUGGGGUGAGUGUGGGAUAGGAGCGAAAACCCAGGGGAUGCUGGCUCAGAUGGAGCCGCCCCCCCCCCCCACCCCCCCAUCCAGGAGGUGGCAGAGUAGUUAGGCUUAUAAUCCCAUCAGAUGAAUCAGAGGUGAAACCCAGGGCAUCCAGUGGAAAUGGCCAGUGAGCAGGUGGAGAUCUGUUGGUAGAACCUGCAUGGAGGAGACGUGGAGUGGGGAGCAUUCUCCCUUUGGUUUCUCCUAAAUCGGAGGCCAGACAUGGAAUUGGUGUUCUUUCCAUUACUGUUGGGUUUAGGACUUGAUCCUUGACUUCACUUAUUCUUUCAUUCCUUCCUUCCUUAUUUUUAAAUCAAUUCAAUUUUGUUUUUAUUUUUAUAUUUAUCUAACCUUUUGUUUUAAACUUUUAAACCUAUUUGACAGCAAAAAGUUCAGACCAAGGCUUGUAUGCUCUUCACCUGGACUUGCCAACUGUUGGCGGUUGGCCACGUUUGCUCUCAUUGUGUAUUGAUCUUCCUUCCUUUCUCAUCUCUCUGUCCGUCUGUCUGUCUCUGGGACCUCUUUGAAGGUAACAUCAUGACUGUUUAAUUGGCUUAACUGCUUCCUACCCUGAGCCCUCCUAAGGACAUGGUGAAAGUGAAAGUGUUAGUGACUUAGCCGAGUGACCCCAUGGACAGUAGCCCACAGGCUCCUCUGUCCAUGGGAUUCUCCAGGCAAGAAUACUGGAGUGGGUAGCCAUUCCCUUCUCCAGGAGAUCUUCCUGACCCAGGGAUCAAACCUAUAUCUCCUGCAUUACAGGCAGAUUGGCAGGUUCUUUACGGUCUGAGUCAUCAGAAAGGCAGCACUGAUGCAGUAUUACCUAAAUGCACUUUCUAAUCAGAUUUCUUUGAGGGUCUCCAGAAGCAUCCUUAAAACUUGAAGUUGUAAAAUUUUUCAAUUUUUUUUACUUAUCUAGAACCCAAUCAUGAAUUAACCUGGGGGGAGACUUUUCACAUUCUUAACCCUUAUCUGGAAUACCUUAUCGGGAAUAUCUGACUCUUCAGGACUAGAAAUGGGCCUGGAAAUCUGGAUUUUCCCAACUUUUUAGUGUGAAAAAAUUCAGACCUUCAAGAUAGUUAUAAGAAAAGUUUGUUUAGGUUCACUGGUUGUUUUGAUGGCUUUGCAUUUUCUAUAGGUCACUCUAGAUACAUACACACCGUUUUAUUUAUUCAUUUUUGCCUUUGAACUGUUUAAUUAAAUCAUGAUACUUUAUUCCUGAAUUUUUCAGCACGUUUCCCCUAAAAACAAGGAUAUGUGCCUACGUAAUCACAAUAUAAUGAUCACACUCAGAAAGUUUAACACUACUUACAGCACAGUUAACUGAUUUAAGUCUAUAUUCAGACCUCCUAGUUUAUUGCAAUAGUAUCCUUCAAACAGCCCGCUCCACCUUUGAACUGUUGAUGUCUUUUUUAUUUAAAAGAUUUAAAAAAUUAAGAUAGAUUUUAUUCCACAAAGUCUCAUGGGUAAACUACAUGUCUUUCCCCUAAAAUAUGUUGCUUUUUGUGAUAUUCUGUAGCACUUAGGAGGUGGAUAACGUGAAAAAUCACAGUAAAGAGAAGCGGAUUUCUUCCUUCACAGCGGAUGGGUAAUUUAAAUGUGGAGUCAUGAGCAGUUUGGGGAAAACAUGUAGAUAAAAACACAAGUGCACUAGUUUUUGAAAGAAGAGGUCAGUCUUGGCAGGGCUGUUGGGUGGCAGAGGAAUUAGAUUUAAUCCAUCCCGUCAAAUUUAAGGGAAAAACAGCUAGCUUGGAAACUUUCUGUGACUCAUUGGAGCUAAUGAAAAUAUUCCUUAAAAUGAUCAAAGUGCUCUUGCUUUACCUCUGUGAUGUCUGUGGCUAGCAGACAUUUAAUUGACAUUCCUGGACUUUGAUUUCAGGACUGUCCUUCUCAUGGGCACGGACUUUGAGCCAGUAACGUGGCUUCUGUGAAUGUUUGUGUUACACACACAGUGCUUGUGUAAAAGUGCUGAAAUCAGUCACAUUUCAGAAUGUAAGGCAUGGAAACCUUGUCAAGGUUUAAGUAACAUUUUCCGAUUUGGUAAUAUAUUUAAAAUACAUAGAAAAUUAAUUCAUUAACUUUAUUAAUGUAUUAACGAGUUAAGACAUCAUCAGAAUGGGAAACUUUUACCCAUUAAAAGAUGCUUUAAGAUAAGCAAUAGGUCAAUCACAGCCUGGGAGAAAAUUUUGUAACACAUGUUGUCUGUUAAAGGGCCAUUAUCCAGGGAAUACAAAGACGUCCUACAGUUCAACUUAGGAAAACAUUUAAAAAAAUAGGCAAAUGUUCAGAAGAUUUGAGUAGACAGUUCACAGAAAAGAAAUAAAUAGCUAGUAAGCACAGUAGAAAAGUGCUGGAACAUUGGCCCUCGGGGGAAUGCAAAUUAAACCAACAGAUACCACUGCAUACUCAUCAGAGUGGCUAAAAUUAAAAAGACUGACCACAGCAAAUGUUGACAGCAUCUUAGAACAAAAGAACUGUUACACAUUUUUGGUGUGUAUAUAAAAUGGUGGAACCACUGGAGUCAAAGAUCUGGCAGUUUCUUACCAUACUGAGUGUGCCUGAGCCCUGUGACCCAGCAAUUCCACUCCUAGGUAUUUAUUUCCCAGGAGAAGCGCAAGCUUUUAUUUCUAAUAUGGAAGCAAUGUUCUUGCACAAGAAUAUCCCCAGCAGCUUUAUUCGUAACACUCAAGGCCUGCCAACAGUUCAGACUUCUACCAGUAGGAGAAUGCUCUGGUAUACUCAGGUGAAUUUGUCCAACGGAAUACUUCCCAGCAACAGGGAGCCAUGCAGUACCCCUGCCUAUAACAUACCUGGCCCCUCAGAAUGUAGAGCUCAGGGAGACAGGCCUUACGGCAACAAGCAUAUACCAGAGACGAAGCAGGGAGGACCCAAGAACGGGAGGAAAGGAGGACUUUCUGGAAGUUCAUUUUUCACAUGGUUUAUGGUCAUCGCACUGCUCGGAGUCUGGACAUCAGUAGCUGUGGUCUGGUUUGAUCUUGUUGAUUAUGAAGAAGUGUUAGCCAAAGCAAAGGACUUCCGUUAUAACUUGUCAGAGGUACUUCAAGGAAAGCUUGGAAUCUAUGAUGCUGAUGGUGAUGGAGAUUUUGAUGUGGAUGAUGCCAAAGUUUUAUUAGAAGGACCUGGUGGGUUAGCCAAGAGAAAAACCAAGGCUAAAGUUAAAGAACUCACUAAAGAAGAGCUCAAGAAGGAAAAAGACAAGCUGGAGUCAAGGAAAGAAAGUAAGCAUGAAGAGCGAAAAAGGGGGAAGAGAGAAAAAGAGGAUGACCGGAAGGAUAAGAAGAUUGCAGAUUCAGAUACUUCCAAGAAAGAGGCUCCUAGGGGUAAAAAAGACAGAGAAAAGGAGAAAGUGGGACUGGAGAAAGGUACUAAAGCCAAGGAAAACAGGAGGAAAUCCAUGAAUAUCAAAGAUGUUCCUGGUAAAGUGGCACCCAGAGACAAAGAUGAGCGAAGGGAAGAGAGAAGCUCUGCCAAACACGCACACUUAGCCAAGGGAAAUAACCAGAAAAGAAAGAGCUAAAGCUGGAGCAGCAGCAUCUCAGGAAAUGGUAAUAAUCUUCAUCGUGAUUUGCUGCUAAAGGGCAUAGAAAGCUUAGUAUUGCUCUAGUUGGGGAAGAUGUGUCAUGUAGCCAAUGAAUAUAUUUAUUGGUGCUCAGCAAAUAAAUUCUUUGAAAUUGAGGUACCUGUCUCAUGCUCCUACGUUUAAAAGAUGAAGUUUUUAAAAAUUAUGUAAUACAAAUGUGAUAUAAUAAGGUCUGUUUUUAUUAAUUUAUUGAUCAUAUAUCCAGAUAAAUGUAUAUGUAAUCUGAAUUGUAAUGAAUUUAUUAAAAUAGAAUAUCUUCAUUGAAGUGAAGUAAGAAUUUUAAACUUUUAAAUAGUAUUUAUACGCAGAGUGAUUUGUAAGUUUUAUGAAUGAGAAAUAGGGAGUUAGGAAGUUACCUUCUUUUUGUUGGCUGUUUUUCUUCCCUACUCCUCUUUCCUGCGUUCCCUUUCUUCUUCACCUACUCUUUUCUUUCUCCACUCCCUUUCUCGUUCCCCUUUUCCUUCCUGUCUUUCUCUUCCUGCACCGCCCCCUGCCACCCCCAAGCUCUUCUGAGGGCAUCUCCUCAGGAUGUCGCCUGCAUGUCUCGCCCCCAUGGCCCAGCCAGCUCCCCCGUUUCCCUGGGGACUGCCCCUUCCUGAGGCUCUUCCCCACUCAGCUCCACCUUCUACAUCUCCUUUCAUUCUCUGCUGCUUGGUCUUGUACAAUCUGCUCUACCUCCCUUUACACCCCUCCUUGCCGCCUCACUCCUUACCCCUCCUCAGUAUCUCUCCCUUUCCAACCAUCUGUCCCCCACCUUCUCCUGUCCCUCAGUAAACACUGGAUAUUCACUGUGUUUUGAGAAUUCUAGAACCAGCCUUGGAUAAAAGAGAAUUUUAUGUAUAAGAACAAUUUUAGAACACUUGUUUAUGAUAUCUUUACAGACGCAGAAUCAUUAUAGAAGGUUUUAAUUAUUUCAAAUUAUAAUGUGCUUUCAUUUUAUAUCACAAUUUUUCAGUUCUAUUGUUGGAAUGGUGCAUAUUUUUCAUAUUUGAUUGUAUCAUAGUUGUUUACCAUUUCUAAGGAGUUGCCAAUCUGAGAUCUAACUAGAGAUCAAAAUUGAAUUCAGAAAACAUUUAAUAAAAUGAAAUUUCAGUAAGAAGUACUUUCUGACAAAUAGUCUGUGCUGUUCUGCAUGAAGUCUUAAGUCUUUAAUGGUGACUGCUGGCAAAAUUCAGUUACUGAAUUUGAGGGGAGCACCCUGGUUUGUUGUAACAAAAUUGUAAGUGCUGCCACAAAAAUUUUAUUUAAAAAAAAAAAAUUCUUCAGCUUUUUCUAUGAAGAGCUUUUAAAAGCAGAGAUUUUGGCCCAACUAAAGAUAUUUCAAGUCAGAAAUGAGGAAGCAUUAAGUGUAAAAUUUUCUAAAAGUAUUGUGCAUGUUUUAUAAUACUGUGGCAGCUUUUCAUGCUUAAAACCAAGCACAUGCAUUCAUUUAGUUGACAAGAAUUCCAACUGAUAUAAUAAAAUUACACAGCAUGGGGGCCUAGAGAAUAUCCGGUCUAAUAUCUGUAACCCAGUCCUAUGAUUUUAUUGUUUAAAAACAGGCCCAAAGAAAUUGUCACGUGUUAAUUUUGGGUUUCAUGUGCUGAUCAGUCUGAAUUAUGUUGUUCUUAUAGAUCAAUUCUAGGAGCACAGUAAACCACAGAGAAUUUUAUGGCUCAUUUGAUUGGCAAAUGUGGGGCAUUGGCUUGAAGUGAAUAUUAAUAGAUCUCAAGUACACACCUGUAAUCAGAGCUGAUUCUUCCUUGCUCUGUCCUCAAGUCUUGGUUCUACUGAUCUAUAUUUUACUUUAUUCUCCAUGGAGCUUCUACCACUUGAUGAGGGUGGUAGCCUUCCACAGGUGCUGGAAACAAUCUUUCUAGUUUAGCCGUCCUUGUGCAAAGACGCAGUUUUCUGGGCUGGCUCUGGGAAAGAAGUCGUAGGAGUCCAGCUGUCCUGGCUGGGUCUGGAAGCAUCUGUGGCCAAUUCUAUAGUUGGGGUUGGGUCCAUCUUCUCAGGCUGGCUCCUAUACAUAAAUCUUUGGGUGAGGGUUGGGGGGUGGUGUCCCUCUCAAACCAUGUGACAUUUCCUACAGAAUAGAGUUUCUGGGAAAAGAAGAGGGAGGCUCUGAUAAAAGCAGAACUAUAUCCAGCAACCAUAUAAAAUUAUAACCUUUAAAAAACAUAUCCUGAUGUUUGAUCUUGCCAAGAUAAAUGGAUUGAGUUUUUAAAUUUAUGUACCAAAUUUCAUGUUAAUUUCUGUACAGAUGACUUUUUUUCCCCUCCCUUGCAGAGGAGGGCAGAGAAUUAUAAUUACCUUUAGUGAGGGCAUUCUGGUAAUUUUUACCCUAGUUUUUGAAGGACAAUUAAUCCUACAGGGCAUAAUGUACAUAAAUGCUAAACUUUAAGAAAUUGGUGAUAAAAAUUUAGAAAAACUAAUCAGUGUAAGCAAAUAAACAUGUUGUUUUUUUUUUGUUGUUGUUGUUCUAUUGUUUUGUCACUUAGUCAUAUCUGACUCUUUAGGACCUCAUGGACUGUAGCCUACCAGGCUCCUCUCUUCAUGGGAUUUCCCAGGCAAGAAUACUGGAGUGUUGCUAUUUAGCAAAGCACUUGAAAAUAUUUUCGUUCUAUCAUUAAAUUUUCCUUUGAAUCACAGCUCAAGAAUCAAAUUGAAUUCAAACUUCUCUAUUAAACAUCAGAAACAUUUCAAGAGCUCUUAUGAACUGGGAAUUGGCUUAUAUUCUUUCCUUCUAUUUUCUUCAGUAAAUAAAGCUGUCAACUGAAUUUUAUUGAAGUUGACAUAACACUUUACCCAGAUGCAUUGACACUAUUCACCUGAAAAACUUAGGGCAAGAUACGCUUUUGGUCAUGAUUAAUGGGUUAAGAUUAUGCUUGCUUCCUUAGUUUUACUUGCUUUUUUACUCCAUACAUAAUUAUUUCUGCAUUCUGCUGCUUCAUACUGGUUAGUUUAGACUAACUAAAAACCAAAAGGUCACCCUUUGGAAACGUCAGCUAAAAAUAGGGACAAAAUUUCAUAAUUUGCAGUAGUUGGGAGUUAGAAUAAGUCCUGAAAAGUGAAAGUUAAGUACUAAGAGUAUAAAGUAUAAGUAUAUAUAUCUUAUAUCACUAACAGACUUCUUAAGUUGCACUAAGAGAUGAUGCAUAGAAUUCUAAAAAGUGAUAUUGUUGGCAUAAUUUUCCUUAAACUUUGUAUGACAACACUUUGCAUGUAAGAAGUAGUCAUAGUAUAGAUGGUCAGAUUUUCAAAAAUGUUUGAGAGCCUAUCAGUGUUUCCAGGAAUCUUUUAUCUUUAGUGUUCGAAAUACUUUCUUUGGAAGCACUUUAUCAUCAUUGAUUUUUUUCCCCCUUCAGUUGUGAUGUGUAACUUCUGUGUUUCAUUGGUUAAUAGCUGUAUGUGUUAUUUCUACCAUUGCUUGUAAUCAAUCAUUUAAAAUAUUAUUUUUUAACAAUAUUUUUUAUUUCAUUUUAUGGAUUUGCAUUGUGUACAGAGUCCUGCAACAUUUCAAAAUGAGGGAGAAGCUAGUAAAGAAAUUGACGUAUAUCCAUCAGCAUGAAAGUUUGAGUGAAUCCCAGGGAAUUAAUUCUACAAACAGUUGGCUUAUAGAGUAUUUUGUAGUAUUGUGGCCAUACAACUUUGUAACUUCAGAGGUAUCAUAAUGAUUAGUUGGGUGAUAAGGAAUUCCUGUAUAUACUUCUAUUAUAAAACAAAGGUAAUUAACAAAUAUGAUUUUAAAUGUUAAUGUUCUAAGUUAACGGUAAAUGUCAUUUUCCAUGAAAUGAGUCUGAUGAUUUAAACUGUGUCCUCUGACUUUAAUUCCUUUCUCAUGUAUCCCCCACUGUUUCUUCUGUUAAUGUCCAUUGAUAACAGUUCUCCAAAUUGAUUACUCACUUAAUUCACUAUAAAAUGUAUCUUGGAAAUGCUGGUUUUUCCUCUCCUUUCCCUCAAGGUGGUUGUGGGAACAGCUGGCAUUACCUGUGUGUGAGUGGCUGGUAUGUUGUCAACACUCAUGUUUCCCUUUUUUGGGGGCAGAAUAGUGGUAAUUAUUCUACCAAGUUGUUUCAGUUAGUCAUUAAAAAUUUGGAAGCAUUGGGGCUAUGAUUCCCUCUCCCCCUUUUUAUCAACAGAUGGUAGGACACAUGCUUAAGUCCUUUAUCCUUUGCAACUAAUGUAUUUUUGUGAAAUGGGUGUAAUAGGUCCUACUUUACUGAGAUCUUUGAGAGGGACAUAUAAAAGUAAUUCUUUUAUAUUGUUACAUAUGUAUAAAGCCACAACAAUGCCUAGUUAAAAGAUACUGCUUAAACAGAAGAUGUGAAAUGUCAAGCCUAGAAAAAAGUAAUGAAGAAAUAAAAUGUAGUCUUAAGUAUAUGGUAUAAUUGAGAAAUUUCAUACCUAAUCUAAUCAUGAAAAACUUACUUACAAGUUUGCUUUGUACUCAGAACACAUUUUUCCAUAGAAGCAAUUUUAUGGUCUUCAGAGAUUUUGUACGCCAGUCCACAAAAACCUAUUCAAUUCCUAGUUUCCAGUUUUGCAAGUCUCAUUGUAACUGCGUUUCUAUGGAAAAGGCAUUUGUCAUUCUUCCUCAGAAUAUUAGGAACACAUUUGGUUUUACUUCUAAGUAUUUUCCAGAAUUCUUUUGAUCGCAUGUGGGAAUCUAUUCAAAUUGGCUUAUGUGGACAAAAAAGCAUUGAUGCACUCACUUAACUGUAAAGUCCAAGGGUAUUUUUAGGUUUUGGCCUUUGGUUAUGCUAGGUCUGGGGGCUUGGAGAGUGGCCUGGAUCUCUCUCUCCAUCUUUGGACUCUCUCAGGAGGUGGUCUUCCUUCUCAGGUAACCUGGAGUCCCCUGUGGCUCAUUUUUACUCCUUAUCCAUACAGAGUGGGGGAUGGGAUCACAAAGCUAUGACUACGAGACCACGGGCCUGUGAGUACCACCCUUAAAACUGUGGGGUGAUGGGAAGACCAGUCCCUCAAUGCAGAUUAGUGUGCUUUUACCAGAAGAAUUAGAACUCGGUGCAGGGUAGGCCACACCGUGAAUAUUUGUACCCUGUACUUCAUCUGAACCAAAGGCAGCAGUUCAUGGAACUGUUUCCCCCUCUCUCCUCCUCACUCUGUGCCUCCUGCUGCUGCUGCCCAAAUAGGAAGGGUUGGAUCGGAUAAACCCGAAUGGGUAUCUCAGAGUUAGAGUGGUGGGAAUAGAGAGAACUCAUCCCAGUUGUUGGAGAGCAGUACCUUUAGGUGAUUAGAGGAAUGUAAGAGAAUUUUGUCAUUUGAUAAAUACAGGUGAAUUGGGUUUAUUUUGUUGUUAAGCUCUUUACAUUUUACCCUGGUUCUAUCUAGAGAGAAAGUUUUUGUUCUUAGGGUGAGUAUUAUGUAGCAGACCAAGACAGCUUAUUCUCAUGAAAAUAUUAUUUGAAGUACUUGGAAAAAAUCCUUAGUAACAAUCUUCCAUGUCAUACCCUGCCUCCUCUACUUGCUUGAGUAUAAAAACACAUAAACUAGAUGUUUAUUACCAAUUUUGGUUGUCAUUUUUACGUAGAAAUCAAUUCCUGUAAAAACUUCCAUUUGUAAGCCCUGCAGAGCAGAAAAUCAUCUAUUUUUCUUUGUUUUCAUUUGAUUUCACUUUGUAUAUGUGUUUAUUACUCUUUGUUACCAUCUAUACAUCAUAGAAGGCUGUCUGUCACUUCUUCCUUGCCUCAGUCAUUACUUCUCUUGUAUCCUAAGAGGUUAGCAGAAGGUAUCUACUUAAAGUUUCUGUGUUGCUUUUGAUAAUGAAUUAAAACCCCACAUGCUGUGUCAUCUCUCUUUCCCAUGUAUUGAUUCACGGGAGAUAUAGUCAGUCUCUGCAAUGUACUGGGAGCUAUUCUAGGCCCCGGUGAGAAUAGUCCCUGCCAUGAAAUGCUCUGACAUAAACAGGGGAUGGAGAGAAAAAUAAACUGGACUGCUGCUUGUAGUGCCCACCUCCGCCUGCCUCCAGUGUGCUCCCACGCUUAAAUCCACUUGCAGGAUCCAGCUGAGUCAUGUCUGUACUCACUUUCUCUGAUCCUCCCGGGUGGUCGGACUGUGUACCUUUCAAUUUUCAUGCUCAUCAUUUUGCUUCAUUCCUGAACUUUGUUAUUAGACUAUGAUUUAAGUCCCAUGCCUAAGUAAAGUUACAUAUCAUAGUAACUGAGAUGCAGUGUAUGUGUAUUGAAAGGAGAACCCGGGUCUCCUGCAUUGCAGGCAAACUCUUUACCAUCUGAGCCACUGGUGAAGCCCAUUGAAAGGUAAACAUACAAAAUAGAUAAUUAAAAUAUAUUUUAGGUCUGUAUACACUGUUAAUAAUAUUAGAAAGCUGAAAAAAAAUUAAAGAAAAACCCAGAAGCUUCAAUAAUUGUUUUUGACCACCUUGUCAAAAGGAGGAGGGUGGGGGGUUAAGUUUGUUUCUUUAGAAGAAAUAAAGGAAAACAGUAACUGAUGGGAAAAAGUGUAUAUUUGCUGGAUUUAAAUUAUUUCAUGUAAUUCUUAAAAGCCUUGUAAGGAGGUACUAUUUUAUCUGCUUUCUGUAUUUGUGGAGACCAAAGUUGUAGCAGUGGUUAUGUGUCCAAGAUGGGAUUCAAAUGGAAUUCAGAUGGAAUUCUUGGUUCAUAUUCCUGAGCGCCUAUACAUGACCUCAUGUUGUGAGAUGUUAAACUGAGUCCACUCCAUUCCAGUCUAUGUGGAAUCCUUUCAUUGGUCCUGAAACCAGGCUCUUAGUGAUCUUUGGAGCAGUGUUUAAUUCUUCUGACUUGUCAUCCUCUUCCUGGAAUCUGUCUGUCCAUCUUGGGUUGUGUGAAGUUGCUUUGAAUCUGGAAUGGCUCUUACUGUAUGUCAGGGGAAGCUCUUCGAGUUCGCAGCAGUAGGACUGCGUUUGGGGUGCCUGCCAAGAUUGUAUCUGCUGAGUAUGCAGGCCAGGAACAACAGUGAGGAUUAGCAUGGCCAAUUAGUACGAGCGCCUUUCUGCUGUACCGAUUUCCCAGAAUGUUUCUCAAAUUUCGUGUACCUGUUAGAAUUGCUCUUGGGCUGUAUCGGUUUACGCUGUUAGACUGCUCGCAUUUGAAGCAGUAGCAGUCCCGAGUACUUCCCACAUGAACCACAGCAGCCCGAGUAACCUGGAUGGAUAAGAUCAGUUUUUUAUUAGUCUGUACACCACUGAAUUAGUGAAGAUUCAUAUAAAAGAUUGAGGAACUAUAUUUUAAAAUAUCUUCGCUUUUAUGUGCUAAGUGUGUGAUAUCCUAUGAAGCAUCGUAUUAUGCAUAAUCCUUAUUUCCCCAGAUUUUGGUGAGGAAGCAGUUUGUGUGUAAUUCUUGUAAAAAGUCGAUCCUUCACUCUUAGAGUAAGAGCCAGGUUUUGGGGAACUUUCUGAUGCUCAGGGCUAGGCCUGUGCUGUUUGCCUGUGUUGGCCACCUGGUCCUUCCUCACUCCUAGCACCUUCCCUGCUGAAGAAUUUUGUACUUGCUGCUCCAAAGCUUUACCUGGAGACUCUUGUCUAGUAUAACUCAUAAGGCCGGGUCCCUGAUGUCCUCCUGUAAUCUGUUUCAGUCUUAAUCAGUAAGUCCUUUCCUCAUCUGUUUGUUGUGAAUAGUCCCACCCUCUUUCCCAAAGGGUCUGUCACUUUCCCCAUCUCGUAUACUCUAAAGAGUUCAUGUUUCUUAUCUUUUUACUGUUCCCUUCCUGUGGGUCAUAGGGGUUUUGUGUGUUGGUUUUCUAUAGAACAGCACUUUGAGUUGAGCUUGUCUUGUUUGGUUCCUAAGUUGUGUCUGACUCUUUUUGUGACACCAUGGACUGUAGACCACCAGGCUCCUCUGUGCAUUUGAUUUUCCAGACAAUAAUACUGGGGUGGGUUGCCAUUUCCAUCUCCAGGAGAUCUUCCCAACCCAGGGAUCGAACCUGCAUCUCCUUUAUUGACAGGUGAAUUCUUUACCUCUGAACCACUAGAAAAGCCCACCUUGAGUCAGUAGGUGCUGAAUAUUUGUUGUAUGAAUGAAUGCAAUAUGCAAUUUAGUAACUUUUAAAAUGUUCUGUAUUUCUGGAAGAAAAAUCCAUUUUUUCUUUCCCAUGGUGGUCUGAUAUAGUUGGGUAGUAUUGAAUAAAUUAAGUUGAUAUUGGACUAGGAUAAAUGUGUCAGGUAAUUAAACUUGCUGUUAACAGUUGAUUUAAAGUACUCAUUUCAUUACUUUUUAUAACUUCUUCCAUUUUGAAUUAAAAUUGGAGGCAAAAUUACACAGUUAUUAAAUAUAAACUUUUUAAAAAUUUAUUUAUUUUAAUUGGAGGCUAAUUCCUUUACAGUAUCGUGGUGGUUUUUGCCAUACAGCGACAUGACUCAGCCGUGAGUGUACACAUGUUCCCCCGCAUCCUGAAUCCCCUUUCCCACCUCCGUCCUCACCCCAUCCCUCGGGGUUGUCCCAGAGCACCAGCUUUAGGUGCCCUACCUCAUGCAUCGAACUUGCCCUGGUCAUCUAUUUUACACAUGGUAAUAUACAUGUUUCAGUGCUAUUCUCUCAUAUUGUCCCAGCCUCGCCUUCAUUUUUUUUUUUUUUUUCCUGAUUUAUCUUAUGCACUCAAAGACCUAAACACAAGAUAUGUUUUUAAGAGAAUUCGAUGAUCUUCCAAAUCAUACAGGAGCUGUUGUGGUUGGCUUGCAAUGGUCAUUCAGCCCUAGGUAAUCACCAUCAGGCAAUUGUGGUCACUCUGCUGCUCUUGCCAGUGGAGGAAUAGAAGUGGGUUUUGGUUUUGACUAUUAAAAUGGGAAGAAUGGUAAGAACUUGCAGGAAAAAUUUCUUCAAGCCUAAGAAAGAAGUGGAAGAAGAGGUGGUUCUUUGCUUCUGGACGAAGUCUUGUCUCAAAGAGGACCUUGCCGCCCGGGAGACCUGAUUACCACCCUGAGGAUGAAGCCAGUGCUGAGAGCCAGCCAACCUGCUGUUAAAUAAUAAAUUUCCUUCUUGUUCAAGCCAGUGUGAGUUGGUGUCUUGUUAUUUGCAGCCCCAGCAACGUCAAAACCAAUACUUUCAUUUCAUAACCUGACUGAAUAUUUAUUUCAGUGCUACAUCCUUGCCAUUUGUACCUCACAAUAAAUCCAGUUUGAAAACCUUUCCUUUGCCUUACACGUGUUUAUUUUUCUUGUUUAGUUUUUGAUUACUUUUUGCCUAAACUCUUGUACAAGACAUGGAUUUACCACUGUUUUCUGGGGAACACUUAUUCAUGGAUUCAUGGGCUAAAAUGGACUUGGGUAAGAAAAAAAAAUUGGAAAUGCCAAGAGUAAAAGCUUUCAUAUGGGUUAUCAAAUCAAUAAGAAUUAUUCUAGAAUGCGUUUUCAUUAAAUGUUAGCACCUUUAUCAGAGUCUAGGGAAGGAAAGAUGUUAAUAAGAACUUCAGCUUCUCUGAAGUUUACAAAAUAGUUUAUUUUUGUGCUGAUUUCACCUCUGGAAAAUCACCAUGACUAGGUGUCAGUAAAUUUACAAUUCAGCUGCCACUUUGGACAGAAAAGAAAACCGCUCAGUAUUUUCUGUCGUUAUGGGCUUCCUCCUGUUGUGUUUCAUGUUUCACAAUUUCAACUUUAGAGACAACUCCCAUCUGGUUGUUAGGGGCAGUGUGGUUCUGGGUAUUGAUGUGUAGUAGUAGUUUUCAGGCACUUUUGCCUCAGAUUUUUUUCAAAUGAAAGUUUUCUCUAAAUCCAAUAUGAAUGGGAUUUUCAGGCAGCUUAAAUCUUUCUUGUUUGAUGGGGACAUAUUUUACUGCUUAUCGAACCCAUGGAGCACAGUUUGAAAGCCUGCUACAGACAGGCUUAGUAGAAUGACCUUGUAAUUUUUCAUCCAACCUGAGAUACUUUUGAGAGUGAAAUAAUUAUACCAGGACAACAGACAAACUGGAAGUGUUUGGGCAAAUUAGGCGUGUGGUACUGAAAUGGUGGAUGAUGCUAGAACUCAGAUGGGCAUCUCUUUGGUAAAUAGUAACAGGGAAAUUGAUGAGUCCCCGUUCCCUCCUCUACAGCUCUAAGCCACUCUGGUACAGCUAGAGCCGGGACCCUGUAGAGUCUGCCCCCAUUUAAAAAGCAAAGCAGCCCUUCGCUGGGUGCACCCCGUCCUUGGGCACCUGCUAUGUACCAGGUGCUUUCUGUGGUGCUGAAAGUGCAAAGAUGAAUCUCUUGAUUCAGAAGAUGAAAAGUUUACCCUAUUAAUUCAGCAAAACUUGGCCAUGGAGAGGUCCAUACCUGUCCCAGUAACAGUUGAGAGCUCGUAAGCAUAGGUUAUUUAAGUGGAAAAGUGUAUGGGGGAGUUUUCAGCCUUGAAUUUGGAUCUUGAAAUGUGAUGUGUUUUACUAAAGGCUUUCAUCUCUUACCCCCACCCCCUGAAAAUGAACUAUAAUUAGGAUCUGUGCCUAUUUGUGUAUGCCCUCUCUGGAAUCUAUAGUUAGGAGCAGAACACGAUUGUGUGCGUUGGUGUUUGUUUUCUAAUGUUAGAUUUUUGCGUAAGUAGUGUCAGAAAUGAGUUCCUAGAGGAAAUAUCAGUGAUGAGGUGGGGUCCUGUGAACUCUGUUUCAGUCUUUUUUAGGAUUUGGGAGACGGGGUAGGAGUAUGUUUUUGUUAAUGAGAGAAAAACAAAGAGCUAUAAAAGAGGGAAUAGUCAGGAAGAGUAGAAGAGUAAAUGAGGAUCUCCCAGAUUACAGCAGUAUACCUACAUUGAGUUAAAGGUGCUUAAAAUUAGAAAAGGCCUCUCUGUUCUGUCCUGACCUUUUCACUCCAGCUGUUGACAUGCAGACACAUGCCCUUUAAUAUCUGCUCCUGGUACAAGACUCUCAGUGGGGUAACAGAGAGCCCAGGGUUUGGUAAAUGGAAUUGUCAGGCUCAUGACAGUCUAAUUUAGUUUUCAAAAUUGUUGUAUUUAGGAUGCAUUUUAAUGUGCUACAUACAAAAUCUCAAAGAAUUAGCAAUAUAUAAGAUUUUAGAGCAGCAUUGACUUUAAAAUCAUCUUUUGUGUUAAUAUAUCCUGAUGUCUUAUUUUCCUUAAGACAAGAAAAGCAGAAGAACUUUUUUUCCCAUAUUUUUUAUGGAAUUUUUAAUGGAAUUGCAUGUGUUAACUUUAGAAGGGUGUACAUAGUGAGUUAUGUUUUUUUUCUUAUAUUUAACUAUAGUUUUCAAGAAGAGUAAUUAAUUAUAUAUAAAUCAGAGAAAGGCAUGCAGGCAAUAAGAGUAGAAAGUUCCAGUACCAUCUUAGUUGUCUUAUUGCUGAAUUUGGAGUUCAAAACUUAGAAGUUCCUUAGUCACUUAUGAACGCGAGAGGAGAUUGAACCCAUACUGAACUUCUUUUGCCAAUUUCAGGCAUGACUUGUUAUAUUUUAUUUUACUUAUUUUUUGUGACUUAAUCUUUUAGAGAUUUGUGAAUAUUCAAAUAAUGAUUUAUUAUUUUUUAAAUGAAAGGUUAAUUUAGGUAAAGAGUUGUUAAAGGCCCAAUGAAUUCAAAGAAGGAACUAUUUUCCAACUUUAUUUUUUUAUAUCAAUAUUCUCAUGUAAUAGAAACUGGAAAUCGUUGAAUAACUGACAAUAUUGAUGAAGUGUUGGGAAAUAUUAUUUUACUUGGUUUAAUGUGUCAAAAAAUUUUUAAAAAGAAAAAAAGAAACUUUAAGUUAAUUUUGUGAAUAAAAAUGCAGGCCUUAAAGAAAAACCUGCUCCAAAGACAACAGUGCCACCAGAAGAGGCAGACAUGUACCCUUGGCUGGAAGAUCAGGUUCUGGAGAGCCCAG
Bubalus bubalis (water buffalo) is the source of this 16632-nucleotide messenger RNA. RefSeq names its product aspartate beta-hydroxylase (gene ASPH). Gene Ontology annotation, biological process: peptidyl-aspartic acid hydroxylation. Gene Ontology annotation, molecular function: protein binding; peptidyl-aspartic acid 3-dioxygenase activity. Bases 3787 to 4821 code for a protein of 344 amino acids. The transcript has 6 exons. Gene Ontology annotation, cellular component: membrane; endoplasmic reticulum. NCBI's taxonomy places the organism in Eukaryota, Metazoa, Chordata, Mammalia, Artiodactyla, Bovidae. The record is from RefSeq and is a predicted model, not a curated record.